Messenger RNA from Cuscuta epithymum, 3427 nucleotides. Lineage: Eukaryota; Viridiplantae; Streptophyta; Magnoliopsida; Solanales; Convolvulaceae. The record is from the annotation of a GenBank genome assembly.
UGUCCUUGGAUAGCCUUUGAAGUCUAUUUUCAUAUUUGAGUGGCCUCUGUUCGAGAGGAGAGAGUUAUCUUACAAAAAUCGAGCUGGAGUGAGCUGUGGUCUGUAAACUCGAGCUGUGAGAGUGCUGAUACUGUUGGAUUGAUAUCUCAAGCUAUACUAAUCCAAUUAAGGCGUGUGAGAUACCACCAGAAAGCUCUCAAGACGAGGAAUCCGUGAAGGUCUGGUUUGCAGCAAUCGGAGUAGUGGAAGGCUUCCAAACCGUCCGAUCAAAACACAACCUCGCAGAAACGGAUCUACUCUUCUAAAGAAACGAGUUAGCCGGAAAACACCCAUUCUAGGGGCUGUUUCGUAUCAACGAUUAGGGGUUGAAAUAGCAACUUGAGGAGGCUGUUUAACACCCAUUUUCAAGCAAGGAACCAGUUCUCAUCUUCCUUGGCCGUGGCUUUGGUCAUUGGAUUGAGAAGGAAAGUUUUAAAGCUCAUUUGAGGUUGAGGCUAGAGCUUGCUUCCUGUGCUCGUUGCUCGAGAGAUCAUCUAGGAGCGAAGACUUGGUUCGUGCUUCCUCCAUUCGGAUUUUAAACAUUAAUAAACAUGCUCAUGGAUAUUUUACUAUGGAGCCUGCGUGCUCAUGAAUAGCCCGGUGUGGCCUUUUUGUUUUAAACAAUGUUUUCCGCUGCAUUAUGAAUUACUUAUUAUGUUUGUUUAUGGAUGGCUUACGUGUGAAUGAUAUUCGAGACGCCUUGUAUAAUAUGAAUGUGUUGGACUGCGGUUGACUAUUCGUAUUGUACGGCGGGUUGUUGACGUGUCCGGGGAGGUCCGGGGCGUGACAAUUAAGUUGGUAUCAGAGCCUUAGUCCAUAAACUUCAUAACGAAGUCUCAAAAUUCCUUUUUUCAAAAUGAUUUUGAAAACCAUGAGCAUAGAAAAUGUUUUGUACUUAAGAACUUUUGGUGUUUGAGUUGCAAGGUCUCUAAUUGUUAAGAUGGCGCCCUUAACGAUUGGUAUGGCGGUGACUUGGCCCAAGAGAUGUCUUAAGUGCCUAUCUGUCAGUUGACAUUUGAAACGAGUCUAAUGACUCAUUCUAAUUAUUUCUUUCAGCGAUGGAGGGUGAUGGUGGUAUUAUGAAUAGGGAGAACUCGGAAGGGCUUGCACCGGGUGGAACCGGGCAUGCCAACCGAGAAAAGCCCUUAGGACCAAAGGUGCAUGAAAUUCUUGAAGCUCAAAUCGUGAGUGGUGGUCAUGUUAAGACCAAGGAAGAAUCACCUUGUUAUGGCAAAACUGAACCACUCAAGGCUUCGGGUGACGAAAGAGAUGAUUUGAGUGAUGAGGACCUUGAUAAUGCACCCAUUGAACAAAUGGGCAUGGUCAUAAAUUGGCUUCAACGUGAACGUGCUAGGCUUAUACAAAAACGCCAAGCUAGGCAAGCUAAUGACGCACCAUUAGGAAGGAAAAGAAAAUGGGGAGACCACGACCCCCAAGGACAUUCUAGGAGGACAAAUGUUGAGGGUGACAAAACCUUCGGGGCACACACAUUAUCGCUUGGGAGGAGUCGAGGCUCGGGUGGCCAGAGCUCGAGGUCAAAAGGUUCGAGAGUACCUAAGUGCACAAAUUGUAAGAAGCACCACCCGGGUAAGUGUUGGGACCCUCCUAGGUGCUACCGAUGCAGAGAGAUCGGGCACACGAAUGCGAAUUGCCCACAACUUGUACCCGACCAAACUUUGGGCUCAAGUAGUACGACUAUAGGCAUACGGAGUCAAGCCGGGGCCUCUCAAGCAAGUAAGGAACAUGGCGGAGCAAGUGUGAGCAACGCGCCGUCUGUGAAUCAAGGGAGAACUCACGCUAGAGUCCAUGCGAUGGCGGAGGCGGAUGCUCAAGCUAACCCGGAUUCCGUUGCAGGUUGAGGCUAGAGUUUGCUUCCUGUGCUCGUUGCUCGAGAGAUCAUCUAGGAGCGAAGACUUGGUUCGUGCUUCCUCCAUUCGGAUUUUAAACAUUAAUAAACAUGCUCAUGGAUAUUUUACUAUGGAGCCUGCGUGCUCAUGAAUAGCCCGGUGUGGCCUUUUUGUUUUAAACAAUGUUUUCCGCUGCAUUAUGAAUUACUUAUUAUGUUUGUUUAUGGAUGGCUUACGUGUGAAUGAUAUUCGAGACGCCUUGUAUAAUAUGAAUGUGUUGGACUGCGGUUGACUAUUCGUAUUGUACGGCGGGUUGUUGACGUGUCCGGGGAGGUCCGGGGCGUGACAAAAAUGGUGCUAGAUGAAUUUGAGAUAUGGGUACAGGUCCAUAAUGUGCCGUAUAGUUUUGAAAAUCUGGGCACGGCAAGGAGAAUAGGGAACCAUCUGGGGGAAUUUAUCACAUGGGAUGAACAAAAAUUUAGCAGUAAGAAGGAGGCUUAUAUGCGUGUGAGAGUUCGUAUGAACACUGGUAAAACCUUAAAGGUUGGAACUACUCCAAGGAAAAGUAAGGGUGAAGGGCACUGGGUAGACUUUAAAUAUGAAAAGUUGCCAAGUUCUGCUUUUGCUGUGGUAUGAUUGGCCAUGAAGAGAAAUUUUGCCCCUUGUUGUACGAAAAGGAGGGACAACCUAUGAUUAAACCAUUUGGGUUGUGACUUAGAGCGGGUGGCGGGAGCUCAAAACCUGAUUUGGGAAGCAAGUGGCUGAUAACGGAAGGAAAUUCCUCUGGUGAUGAUUUGCACUUGUCUAAUACGGUGAAAUCAAGGCAGGGUUGGACUCGGAGGAGACAGGGGGAGCACCAAGGCGGAAGUGGGGAAGGGGGCGGCCUCAGGUGAGCUCAAAGAGGAAGGAAUGAUCGGAGAGCUGAAGAGAAGGCGCACUUGGGAGGACCAGGAGAGGGAGGGACUGGAAUGGAUGCUAUGGUGCUGGACUCUCCCAAAAACAGGGAUGGGGCAGGCACUGGUCUCCAGCCCUGCCAGAGGACCUGAUGCUGAUUAUUACGCUUUUAGCUGAAGAACUUCUUUAUCCUAGUUAUUUUGUUUUGUUUAUUUUCCACGUUCUAGAUGUUGUUUUUGCUUUGAUUGUGCUGGGUUUUUCCAGCAAAAAAACUUUGGAAACUGAAACAGGUAGUGAUGUGUCGUGUCUACAAGUCAUAGGCUCAGGUAAGCCCAAAGCGGGAUCAACGAAUUAUAUGGCUUCUACGGAGGUGAUUAAUUCAGAUUCUGGUCCUUGGACGGACGGUAGACAGGAGACUUGUCGUCACACAGUUACCUUGUUUAGUUUGGUCUGUUUGGUCCUUUUUGGUAUGAUAUAUUAAGCUAGUUUCGUUCAAAAAUACUAGCUUUCACUCAAGUUUUCCCCCACUAAAGCACAGAGAGAUUGUUUUCGUAUGACACAUAAUGAAAAUCGCGUUGAAAAUUGCAUGGACUGACUGCUACUUCAUAACAAAGGAGCGCAAACAGUUUAGUGAGUCAUUUUACUUU